Trypanosoma theileri is the source of this 1566-nucleotide messenger RNA. RefSeq lists its product as uncharacterized. The record is from RefSeq and is a predicted model, not a curated record. NCBI's taxonomy places the organism in Eukaryota, Euglenozoa, Kinetoplastea, Trypanosomatida, Trypanosomatidae. The transcript has a single exon. The coding region runs from base 1 to 1566 and encodes 521 amino acids.
AUGCUUCUUAUUGGAUUUCUAUAUGCAGUUAUAACUCUCAUGUAUGCUGUAUUCCACAUAUCCCUUAGUUUUCGUGAUGUUGAGGGAGUGAAGAACGGGGCUCUUCCACACCUUCAUGCUACUGAGACUGAUGUAUUGAGUACAUCACCAUUAGAAGAUACAAGCGCAUGGAAACGUGUCUUAUCAUUAGAUGAAAUACUUCUUGACAGCUUCUAUCGACUUCGUUCAGUAGGUGAUGGACGUUGGUUGGGUCACUCCUCAGGCGGUGUCUAUGGCAUUGUGCCAGAGAAAACCUUGGCUAUUCUUCGUGGACGAAAAAAUGGGACCUUUGCAAUUCAGGGAUGGAGCACGUUAUUUUUAUCGGUACAUUCUGGCAAAUUUGUAGGAAUGGACCGCACACAGGCGAGAAGCGCGGAGAUGUGGAAAUUUGUGUUUCCACCUAAAACUGGUUUUGCGGUUUUGUGGUCUCCCUCUAUGCAUUGUUUUAUACGUAUCUUUGGUGAUCAUCUAAAGUGUGAUGUAAAAGAAUUACGUGAUGCGACCGAAUGGGAGAUGUUUGUUGAGCCUAAUCAGAUGUGUCGUUCUCCUAGUACUGGUGAAGUUUGGGAUACCGUUGCUCGCCUUUGCUGGGGAUUAGCAGACACACAUAGGAACAAUUUAAAGAAGGAAAUUAUUAUCUUUGGUACCUUGAAACCGCUGAAGUCACUUGUACCGGAUGAAGGAAAUGCACAUGACCCUUUGCGGAUUGCGAAUCGCACACUUUUUAAUUGGGCACUUAUUGAGGGUGUUCGUCCUGUAGUUCUAUCUGAAGAUCCAUUAAAUCAUAAACUUAUUGAAGAAAUUAAUUUGGAAAAUAAGAAAAGAGGUGUUGGACAACAAAUAGAUAUUAUAAAGGAUUUUGAGAUUCAGGAAAAAUUUAGACAACCAACAUACCGGGGUCUAUUUUUGCGUGUGGGUUUGGCAUAUCCAGAUGCGCAGGCUAUUAUGUAUUCCAACAUGGAUAUUCUUUUCUCACAAUCUACAGUAGAUUCCAUUAAUGCAAUACAUCACUAUCAUCGUAUAAUGGCACAACGUAAUCCUGCUCUUAAAGGUUGGUUUGCUAUUGGGCGUCGCACAAACGUGGAUAUUCCCGUGAAUUGGACUUUGAGAAGCGAUUGGGAAAAGGAUGUGGAAGUGAAUUUUCGGACAAUUGGAGUACCUUUUCAAAGUCUUUCAGAAGAUUAUUUUGCGAUGAGCCAUAACAUGUUUGAUUGGACACAAAUACCUGACUUUGUUGUAGGUGGGACUGCUUUCGAUAACUGGGUAACAACAAGAGCUGUUUUACUCGCCCGCGCGGGACAGGCAGUAGUAGUUGAGUCCACUCUUACUCUUACGGCAAUACAUCAGAAUCACGGAGAAAAUGUGAAGGCGAGUCAUCAUCAACCCAAAUCACGGUAUAAUAACAUAUUGGCCCGUCAAAAUGGUGGAUGGUCGCUUGGACACACAACUGAUGCGCCGUUGAUAUCGGUAUCUCGUUUUGGUAUUGAGGUGCUAAUUUUUGAUAGGUUGGCACUUCUGGUUGCUUGA